This is a messenger RNA of Cylindrotheca closterium, 753 nucleotides long. The record is from the annotation of a GenBank genome assembly. Lineage: Eukaryota; Bacillariophyta; Bacillariophyceae; Bacillariales; Bacillariaceae.
AUGGCCAGGAAUGAUGUCAGUCGCAUUUUGUGGCCUCCAGCCCGCCCCUCAUUUUUGCUGAAGAUACAUGUCCCAGCUGAGGCAACAAUGGAGGGAAUUAAGAGCAUUUCAUCCAUGGGUGUCUACCCCGUGGCCGCCUUCGGUUUGCUGGGAAUCGAAAGAUUGCUUUAUGGAUACGUAUACCACUUCCCAUCGCAUUUCAAGACGGAAGUAAAAAAGGGUACCUUCGGAAAGGCAAUCCAAGAGGAACCGCUGUACUGGAAGUGCUUUAUGCAAUUGGGAAUAUACGUUAAAGUCUUCCAAUACUCGGUCUGCUCCUACGAUCUUCUGAAACGCUGUACCUUGACGAAUCCUAUUUGGGAUGCAGCAAAUGCGGGUGAUUCGAGUGUUUUUCUCGAUCAGGUUACAUCUUCUCAAGGCAAGAACUUUUGGGCAGGAUUGGGCCUCAUUGGUGUUGGACAAUUCUUGAAUUAUUCCGUGUUCAAGGCAUUGGGAGGCAUCGGUGUAUAUUAUGGAUGGGAGCUAGGCUACAAGGUGGAACGUGUCACCGCCUUCCCGUACAACACCGGAAUCAGCGACCCACAAUACUGGGGAGUCCUCUCCACUAUUUGGGGUGUCUACAUCGCUCUAGGUGCAUCAUCAAUGCAAACGGCAUGGAUUGAAACCUUCUGGUACAUUAUGUCCAUGAAGGUGAUUGAAAGCCCAAGAGGCAAGAAGAUCUUGGAGUUUUUGGGCUUCACGAACAUGGGAUAG